UAGAUGUGUCAGGCCCAGAAAGAAUGGUGCAGGAGGCAAAAGGCUGCUUAUUUGAGGAUGACCUCUGCAGAGCAUCUGAGGUCUGUGUGAACGACGGGGUAUUUGGAAGAUGCCAGAGGAGUCCAGCGAUAGAGAUAUACCAGUAUGACGUUUCCCCUGCUGUCCAGAAGCAUCUGAGAGCCACCUUGCAGAAGCUCUCCCGUGCAGGUUUCACAUGGCAGGAUGACUAUACCCAGCACGUGAUGACCAAGGAACUCGCUAACCUCCCCAAAACAUACCCACGACGUGCUGAAGCUUCCUCAAGAGAGGGGUCCAACCCGGCCAGGGCCUCAAAACAGAGCAUUGAUCAUGAGAGGAGCUAUGGCCUGGAAAAUGAUGUUACUUUGGCCAAGACUCUUCAGCAAUACCUUCCAUACCUGGGGGUCCUGUCCCAGGCCACAGCUUCAAACGUGUACCCCAGGAUGAAGACUGACAAACCACCAAUUAAGAGUGACGAUUCCUUCCCUGAAAGCGUCCUGACCUACGUGACUCAAACAUCCAAAGGAGGUAGCUCUGUUCUGACUUACCCUCCCAUGUCUCGGGCCAGUUACCCUGAAGAUCUGCCCUUGCGGACCUUUGGCCCGCUCCAGCUGGACGAGCUCAGUCCUAAGGUGGACAGCAGCCUGGACAGACAGAACCUGAUAGCGGCUCUCAAUGCCUAUGCUGCUCAGAGGCCAGUGGCGCCAGGCUUGGACAGGGCCUCAGUGCAUCGCAGCAGCAUCCUUGCACCCCCAGUGCCCCAAGCUGGCCCCUAUGAUGAGACUCCCCCUGGCGAGAAUGACCGGAGUAUGCUGUACCUUCUGCAGGAGCAUGUGAGAACACCGAGGCCCGUCUCAGCACCCACGGCCUUACAGCAGUGGCCCUCUGCUCUUGAAGAUCCCAAAGAGCCACUCAGCACAGGAGCCGACAUGCUUAUUCAGAAUCUCCUGAAGGACCUCAGAAAGCAGCAGGUCGAUGUGGACAGUAUGGAUCUCCUGGAGCUUGAUGCCAUCGCCAGUGUAAUUGCUGAUGCCAUGCACGAUGCAGGGGCAGGAGAGGAUCGGGAGAGUGGCAAGAGCAAAGCUGGUGGAAAGCCCAGGGAAGAGGCGGGCAGCUCCGCAGCAGCAUUUUAUGAAGACGACAAGAAGGGUGACAAAGAUAACGGAGUACAAGAAGAUGAUGAUAAAAUUUAUGAAGAGCUUGCCACACCUUUUAAAACGAAUGUCAAGAAAUCCAAGGACCCUGAGUCUUCAGAAGAAGAGAGUGUUGGGGUUGAAAAUGUCAAGAGUGAGACUUACUUCAAAGAGCUAUUUGAUAAGAAGCCUAAUUCUGAGCCCCGUGUGGAUGGCCUUGGGGAUUAUCCAAACUGGAUUCCAGGGGCUUUGAAGCAAGAUGAAAGCCUUCAAGCUGGAUCUGAACAGCACCCAAGCACAGGCCUGCAAUUAGAAGUCAAAUCUUCUGAUGAUGAGGAAUACGGCUACAUUGUGACAGAAACCGACCCUCUGAGCCUCGAAAGGGGAACGAAGUUGAUAGAGGACCUAGCACAUCUCCUGACGGUGCCGAUAAGCACGUUUGCAGAUAUCAGUGUUACUGGACCAGCUGUCACCUUCAGAGUGAACUCCAAUACCCAAAAUGUGACAAGUGCAGAUGUCGCUAAGGCAGCAGUCGACGGCAAAGGCAAACUUGAAGAAACCUCUGGGGUGAGAAUUCUUCAAACUGGAAUCGGGUCGAAAAGCAAGCUCAAGCUUUUGCCUCACCAGGUAGAGCAAGAAGACUCCACCAAGUUCGUGGUCCUCACCCUGAUCUCCAUCGCAUGCAUCGUUGGGGUCCUCUUGGCUUCGGGAGUCAUCUACUGCCUGCGCCACAGCUCUCACUACAAGCUGAAGGAGAAGCUCUCCGGAUUAGGGGGCGAACCGGGCUCAGAUGCCACUGCAGCAUAUCAGGAGCUGUGCCGACAGCACAUGGCCGGGAGGUCCUCGGAGCGCCCAGAGCCCCUGCACACUUCCCGAAUCAAUAGUGUCUCCUCGCAGUUCAGUGAUGGGCCGAUGCCCAGCCCCUCAGCUCGGAGCAGCACCUCGUCCUGGUCAGAGGAGCCGGUCCAGUCCAACAUGGACAUCUCCACCGGUCACAUGAUCCUGUCCUACAUGGAAGACCAUCUGAAGAACAAGAAUCGCCUGGAGAAAGAGUGGGAGGCGCUGUGUGCCUACCAGGCAGAGCCCAACAGCUCCCUGGUGGCGCAGAGGGAGGAGAACCUGCUGAAGAACCGCUGUUUGGCCGUGCUGACGUAUGAUCACUCCAGGAUACUGCUGAAGUCAGAAAAUAGCCACAGCAACUCUGACUACAUCAACGCCAGCCCCAUCUUGGAUCAUGACCCUAGGAAUCCUGCAUAUAUUGCCACCCAGGGACCACUUCCUGCCACCGUGACUGACUUCUGGCAGAUGGUCUGGGAGAGCGGCUGCGUGGUUAUUGUCAUGCUGACGCCCCUCGCGGAGAAUGGAGUCAAGCAGUGCUACCACUACUGGCCAGAUGAAGGCUCCAAUCUUUACCACAUCUAUGAGGUAAAUCUGGUCUCUGAGCAUAUCUGGUGUGAGGAUUUCCUCGUAAGGAGCUUCUAUCUGAAGAAUCUCCAAACCAAUGAGACGCGAACUGUGACCCAGUUCCAUUUCCUUAGUUGGUAUGACCAGGGCGUUCCGUCCUCCACAAGGUCACUGCUGGAUUUCCGAAGAAAAGUUAACAAGUGCUACAGGGGCCGUUCUUGUCCAAUAAUUGUUCACUGCAGUGACGGUGCAGGAAGAAGCGGCACCUACGUGCUGAUUGACAUGGUUCUCAAUAAGAUGGCCAAAGGUGAGAUUCAGAAGCCCGGCUUGCUUUACUACCUUCGGGAAGCAAGGAAGGGACUAUUAAGGACCAAGGAGCAGUUCGAGUUUGCCCUGACAGCCGUGGCAGAGGAGGUGAACGCAAUACUCAAGGCCCUGCCACAAUAAGCGUCCGCGCUCCCUGGAGGGCUGCAGAGCCUCGCUGACCCCUCUGAAUGGUACUGGAAACCAUGAUACGACUUUAAUUGUGUGUCUUCUAUCGUAACUGCAUAGUAAUAAGGUCUUUAAAACUCCUGUAGUCAGUACAGUUUAGCAGUUAAAAUGUGUAUUUUUGUUCAACCAAAUAAUAAUAAAGAUUUGUGGAAACAUCCAAUUAGGGGUGCCGGGGGGUGGGGGUGGGGCGAGAUCAGUUCAUCUAAUUAUUUUCACUUUCUGGGGAAAAAAUACAAAUCUGUUUUCCUUAAAGCACACAUUCACAUUCCUAAUUGCAAACAAUGCCUUAUUAGUGAUGUAGUCAUUAGUACAUUCAAUAUGGUCUCGGAGAAGAUGUUUGUUAUCUGUAACUUCUGAAGGAUGAAUGGGCUGUGGGGGGAGGGGGCGCGAAGCCAACUGGCCAGGCAUUAAACAAAGACCCCCAGGGGUAGAUGUUGGAUUUGGCAUUUGUCUUUAAAAGGAUUUCUCAACUGGAGGGACCACUGACUUAUUCGAGAGUCAAAUCAGCAGAACUCCUAACAUGCUGCAGCGCUGGGACAGAUCCCAAUGAGAAAAGCCCUCCGUUUACGCACCUGUGGGCUAGCUGAUGUGUCUCGUCCCAACCCCCAGCUCUUUCAAGGCCCCAUAGCAAUGUCCACUUUGCACCUGCCCAGGGGGGAGAUUGCAGGGCUUUCCACUGAGGGUCAGUCUGUCCACCCACUCUGAGCGAGGGCUGGCCUAUCAGGCCCAGGGCAGCUGGAUAACACUUUCCCUCUGGGUUGUGAUGUUCUGAAUCAGCCCCAACUUGAGGGCUUGUUUGUUUGUUUAAAGCUUAGAAAUCUGGAAGCACGCAUGACAAAAAGAGGUACACCUGAUGGACGCUUGGCUGUGAAACACCCAGAGUUAGGAAGAACCCUCUAGACACUCGGCGUGCGCCAAGGAUUCCAAAGAGUUUGUAAGCAUCCCCAGGAAUGCCUCUGGGUCCUACUGGUGUGUAGAAAAGACCAGUGGAUAUUUGCACUCAUUUCCUAGAAAGAAAGGAAAAUGCAGGAAGAGCCACCUGCUGAUUAUUUGCUUUAAUCUGUGUGGAAUCCCUCAGGGGUGCCACCAUGAACUCAUAGGGCUGCUAACCAAAACGAGUAGAGCGUCCACUUCACCCAGAGGCUCCUCAGGGGUCUGCUUCCGAUACUCAGAAAGCGGAGACCCCAGGGAGUAGAGGUCUCUGACGUGUGCGGAGUCACCAUGAGUUGGCACUGACUCCAGGACCACUGGGCUCCGUUGAUGGUAGAUCAGAACAGUUGGAAGGGACGUGAGAAAGGCCUCUCCUCCUUCAUCCCAGAGAUGCUGGAUUCUUGGAAUGACCCAAAUGUUUUCUUCACUCCCAUCCACUGGUUGCUUUGAUGUCCAGUAAACGCUAGCCAGGACGGACACAUUUCUAGUGGUUUGGAGGAGCCAAAAUCAAGUUAGCACUUUCCAUAGACCAGCAUCCCCCAGAAAUUGAAAGACUCAUGUCAUUAAGCACAGAAGGGGAGCAUGGGCGUGGUCUCUGGGUGCUGCAAAUGUUAUUUGCAGGUUUGGGUAUGAGAAGAUAUUCCCAGUAGCUCUUCCAUCCUGCUGUAUGCCACAUGAUCCUUUCACUUUAAAUAGUACAUGUCAAUAAGCGGCAUCAUAGGGAAAGUUGUCUACCAAAUGGGGAAAGAGAUGCCAAAAUAUUGUUUAUGUCUUUAAAUGGUUUGUAUAUCUGCAUUAAUAUAUCUAUCAUUAAUUUUCCAAGAUUUUUUCUUGAACUGGAAUUUAAUUCAUAGAAAUAAUUCUAAAAAUAAUUAUCUUAAUAUAGUAAGCAUAUACUUGUAAUUUCUAACUUCUUAAUAGUUCAAAAGAAAUCCUCCAGUGUGGGAUAUACAUAUAUAUUUAAUUGUGUCAUUAAACUUAUGAUUUCACA
Messenger RNA from Echinops telfairi (small Madagascar hedgehog), 4968 nucleotides. It is a transcript of the gene PTPRN2, whose product is annotated as protein tyrosine phosphatase receptor type N2. The record is from RefSeq and is a predicted model, not a curated record. Gene Ontology annotation, biological process: protein dephosphorylation. Bases 24 to 3002 code for a protein of 992 amino acids. Gene Ontology annotation, cellular component: secretory granule. NCBI's taxonomy places the organism in Eukaryota, Metazoa, Chordata, Mammalia, Afrosoricida, Tenrecidae. Gene Ontology annotation, molecular function: protein tyrosine phosphatase activity. The transcript has 24 exons.